CAUGAUUAAUCUGCUUCAGUUGAGAAAUUUCCGGUUGCAACAUCUUUUGGGCUGUUGAGAACAGAGCAUGCUCCACUGACAGCUGCCUCUGGAAGGAGCUGGAAUCACCUGAAGUUCCCAGGACUUGAAAACGGAUCUCCAGAGACUUCAGGAAAACAAGAAUCGAGGAAAACGUCACUCCAGAAUCUUGGCUACCCAAUUAUCCACGAGGAAAUUAAGAGCAAUUUUUCAGAAAGAAGAAUACUCCAUCAGCUCUGAGGGACACAGCUGUUACCGCUCAGUAAAACUGUGGGCAGACCCGAAAUGUGGCAGCUUUUAGCAGCAGCAUGCUGGGUGCUUCUUCUUGGACCUCUAUAUGGUUUUCACAAGAAAGGAAAAGUCACAAAUCCUGAAGCUAAUAUGAAUAUUAGCCAGAUUAUUGCCUACUGGGGUUAUCCUUAUGAAGAGUAUGAUGUUGUGACCAAAGAUGAGUAUGUCCUCAGAACUUACAGGAUUCCUCAUGGAAGACGAUGUCUGAGAAACGCUUCAAGACCUGUUGUAUAUUUGCAACAUGGCUUAGUUGCAUCUGCCAGUAACUGGGUUUGCAACCCACCCAACAGCAGCUUGGCUUUCCUUCUCGCAGAUAAUGGUUAUGAUGUGUGGAUGGGGAACAGCCGCGGAAAUACUUGGUCCAGAAAACACUUGAAAUUUUCAACCAAAUCACCAGAAUUCUGGGCCUUCAGUUUAGAUGAAAUGGCUAAAUACGACCUCCCAGACACAAUCAAUUUCAUUGUAGAGAAAACUGGACAAGAGAGACUCUACUAUGUGGGCCACUCUCAAGGAACCACCAUCGCUUUCAUAGCAUUCUCUACAAAUCCAGAGCUGGCUAAAAGGAUUAAAAUAUUUUUUGCAUUGGCUCCAGUCACUACGGUGAAAUACACCCGAAGUCCUAUGAGAAAAUUAACAAAUCUUUCCAGAGCAGCCGUCAAGGUAUUAUUUGGUGACAAGAUGUUCUCUCCUCAUACAUUUGUUGACCAAUUCAUUGCCACCAACGUGUGCAACCGGAAGCUAUUUCAUCAUAUUUGCAGCAACUUCCUAUUUUCUUUUUGUGGAUUUGAUCCAAAAAACUUAAACAUGAGUCGGUUGGAUGUUUAUUUGGCACAGAGUCCAGCAGGAACAUCUGUUCAGAAUAUGCUGCACUGGGCCCAGGCAGUAAAUUCUGGUCUGUUCCAAGCUUAUGACUGGGGAAACCCUUAUCAGAACAUGAUACACUUCCACCAGCUUACACCUCCAUUAUACAACGUUACUAAGAUGGAAGUUCCAACAGCAGUGUGGAGUGGUGGUGAGGACCGUGUGGCUGACCUAAGGGACAUUGAGAAUUUACUCCCUAAAAUUACCAGACUUAUUUAUUACAAAUUUAUUCCGUACUACAAUCAUGUGGACUUUUUCCUUGGACAGGAUGCACCCCAGGAAAUAUACCAAGACCUAAUUAGAAUGAUGGAAGAAUCUUUCUAAAAUUAAAUACACCUUCCUUUCUCUAAGCAAGCAAGUGUUCCUAUAAUAAUGUGGCACACAUAGCCGAAGGUGACCCCUCCAAUGAUUUUCACCUCCUCGUGUCCAUACAUUUGUGUAAUCCUCACUCUUUGAGUCAGGGAGGGACCUGAGUGAGACUUGCUUCCAGCCUACAAAACUGGCAAAGGUGAUGGGAUGUCACACCCUCGAUUAGAUUAUGUUUAUGGCAAAGGUGAUGGGAUGUCACUCCCUGAUUUAUAUUAUAUAAGAAUCCAUCUUAGCACACUGGAGCAAGAGAUUCUCCUUGUUGGAUUGGUGAAGCAAACACAUAUGUUGAGGAAGCCCACACAGGAAGGGACGGUGUGUGGCUUCUAGGCCCUGCACGUGGCCUCCAGCCGAUAACCUGCAAAGAGCCGGGCCUCUCAGUCCUACAGCUAUAAGGAAAUGAAUUCUGCCUAAAACCUGAAUGAGCUUGGAAGACCAUUUCCCCCACUAAAGCCUCCAAUUGAGAAGGAGCCUGGCCAGCACUUGGAUUGCAGCCUGAUGAGACCUUGAGCAGAGGAGGACUUAGCUAAGUCAUGCCCUGACUACUGACCCAC
Molecule: messenger RNA, 2090 nt
Organism: Rhinolophus ferrumequinum (greater horseshoe bat)
Lineage: Eukaryota; Metazoa; Chordata; Mammalia; Chiroptera; Rhinolophidae
Product: lipase member K-like
Exons: 12
Coding region: 304-1494 (396 amino acids)
Cellular component (GO): intracellular membrane-bounded organelle
Molecular function (GO): hydrolase activity, acting on ester bonds
Source: RefSeq, a predicted model, not a curated record